This is a messenger RNA of Cinara cedri, 2320 nucleotides long. The record is from the annotation of a GenBank genome assembly. Lineage: Eukaryota; Metazoa; Arthropoda; Insecta; Hemiptera; Aphididae.
AUGACUGAAAAUUAUCCUAAAUUUUGGUCACUGACUUUUGAUAUGUUUAAAAAAGAUGUUAAAAAGGUUGAGGACAAUUUGAUUAUACUAGUGCAUUGGGUGAUGCUGAAAAAUGAUUUUCAAAUGCUUGGACUUAAAAAUGAGGUAAAAUUUGUUGGAAAUAAUUAAUAUUUAAUACCAUUUAAAGAAAAUAAUACCUAACAAAAUUAAAAGAAAAAGGACAAAAUGAUAUUAUCUCAACUGUUGUGUUAAAUAAUCUGGUUUUGUAAUAUAUUUAGGUGACAGUCUGAGUAGAUUUAAGAGUUAGUGUUAAACACUUACUUGAAUUUGUCAAUAUAUUUUUUAAGUAUGUAGGAAUAUGAUUUUCGUUGCAUUGUCUUUUAAUUCUCUGCAAAUUUCUAGUAUGUGUAAGUACUUUAUAUUAUAAACUAUUUAUCUAAAAAUAUCUUUAAAAAAAAUAAAAAUAGUCAGCAAAAUGUUUAAUCUUUAUUACCUCAGAAUCGUUUUAGAUAUAUAGUACAACCAGUGUACAAACUGUAAUUGUGAGAAUAAAGUAAUAAACUAUUUUUUUAUUUUAUAAUAAAUAGGUAUUUAUUAAAUCUUAAACCUACAUUGAUAAUUAAGUGAACUUGAUUUUUUUUUUUGAAAGGAAAAUGAAUCAAAGAUCGAUGAAAAUGAAGAAGCAACUGAUAAUUUACCCCCAAAUUGGUCACAAAAUAUAACAUACAAGUUUCGUUACAUACGUAAUAAGCAAUUGUUUCUAUUAAAUGGUAUUAAAACAGGAGAUAUUCUUAUUUUCAAUUUCUAUGUGAGUAUAACAUUUAAAAAAUAUAAUUAAUAGUUAAUAUUAGGUAACUAUAAAUAUGCAUCAAUUUAUUAGAAUGUAAUGACAAAAAAAGUGUCAAGUACUUCCUUUGGAGAUAUUAAUGAUAUAGUGCAGAUGAUGAAUGAUAUGACACAUAAUAAUGACGAAAAAAAAAAAUUUAAUGUAGUUGUUGAUUUGCUUGAAAAAGACCUUAUUGAACCAAUGCAGUUGGAAAAUGAGGAAAAAAAAGUAGUCAGCACUCAAACAGAUUCAGUAGAUUCAAACUUAUCUUCUAUUGAGGUGUCUCCGUAAGUGUUUUAUUUAGUUUCAUUUAUUUUUUAUUAUUGUACUAAGCCUCCUAUGGGUGGAAAGCCCAAUGGGCAUUAUGGUAUUUUUAGUGUUUUAUUUUAAUGUGUUUGUUUUACAAUUUUUUUUUUUUUAUCUGAAUAACUUCCAGAAAAAUUAAUCUGUUUUUUAAGUAUAGUAACUUUUGUGAAAGUUAGGAAGGUAAUUUUUUAAUUUUUCAAGAGGUUUUCAUAAUAAUUGAAAAAGCGGGAAAGUGUUUGAAAUGUAUUAUUAUGGUUAGCAAUGACUUAUUGUUGCGUACAGAUAUACAUUAAAUUGACAUAAUAGUUGAAGUUGAGAGUUCUAAGUAGCCAGAAUAUUUUGUACAAAAUUAUGGUAGCUUUGAAAAAGAUAUAAAAUAUAGGAUUUAGAGUGAGAAAGAAGUGGAGUAAGUCUUAAAGGAAGAAAAGUGUCAGGUGUUUCAUGCAAUAAGAGCAUUUCAAAGAAAUUUAAAGGUAAGUUCUACAAAGGUUUGGUGGUUACAACAUAGAUGGUUUUAUCUAUGAUGUAUGGUUUGGAGUGUUGGAUAUAAACAGAGAUGAGGAUUCUUAGAUGGAUGAGUGGAGUGGCAAGAGAAGAUAAGAUAACAUAAAAGUACAUAAGAACUAGCUUUGAUAGUAGAAAAAUGAGAGAAAAUAUAUUGAGAUGGUUUGAGUAUGUCACGAAAAGAGAGAAAUCUGAAACGGUAAGAAUUAUAAUGAAAAUAAAUAUAACAAAUUUAGGUUCAUUUUGUUACUACAUAAUUUUAUGUUAAAUUAUUAUGAACUGUACUAUUAUAGAUGUAAUUGUUUUAUGAUUGUAUAGGGAUUUGUCAAAAUAUUUUAAUAGACGUAUGGGCAUGAGAAAUAGUGGAUCACAACCAUAUGGUCUUCCCGAUUUAGAUCCUUUAGGAAGAACUUUUCCUGGUAGUGGAGGCAUGCUUUUUGAUCCAUUUAGAAGGUCAAGAGUACCUAGAGUAUCGCCAUUCCCUGCAAGGUAUAAUAUAUAUAUAGGUAUAACCUUAUACAUUAUUGUAAUUUUUACUAAUAAUGUUAACUACUUAGAAAUCCAUUGGCCCGGUUUGAUCAAAUAAACCCAGGUUUUGGAGAUGACUACGGUAACCGUGAUAUUAGACCACCAUACCCAGAUCAUAUAAGACCGCCAGAUUUUGAUGAUGAUAUGUACAUGUAA